AUGAUAAUUUCAAAUAGAGAACAACAUCGCCGUGAAUGUGCCUUCUUGGUAUUUUGCGAUGCCCGAAUAACACCUGCGGCAAUCACACGUGAAAUUGAGAAAUCUCAUAAUGUUGAUAUUCAUCAUGUGGAAGCACAAGAAUCAGCGUGGGGUUUGAGUAAAAAACUUUAUCGUUUUCAUGUCGACUAUGACCCUGGUGUUGUCGUUCUUAUAUCAGGUGCAUCGAACUCGUAUCGACCCGUAUUAACGAAACUAACGCGAUGCGGUUGGCGAGUGCAGUUAAUUCAUCCAAAAAACACAUGCAAAGAAAUCACCGAAUAUGUUGAUGAGAGCUGUUCUGUCGAGUCUUUUCUGGGAUCUGAUAUAGAACAUACGAAUGUUGUAAUUGACUUUCCGAAUAGCGCAUAUUUUGUGCUGAGUGAAUUGAAUAAAAGUGAUUUGGCUAUUGAGAUGUUCAACAACGUCGCGGAACAAUACGAAUCGAAAGUGAUCUACUUCAAUGAACGAACUGCUGAAGCGGUCAUCGAGUUGAGGGCAUUUGAUGUGGAAAGGUUUGAAUUAUUCGACAUUUUGGCCAGUGAACAAGCGAAUUAUCGACAGUGA
Messenger RNA from Anisakis simplex (herring worm), 603 nucleotides. Lineage: Eukaryota; Metazoa; Nematoda; Chromadorea; Rhabditida; Anisakidae. The record is from the annotation of a GenBank genome assembly.